AUGAGUCUUUGGGAUGCCGCCCGGCAGGGCGAUACUCGUGUCAUCCGCCGCUGGAUCGAGGUUGACGGUGAUGCGGAUCGCGUGUACGACUUGCUGUUGCGCCCGACAUGCGCCACGCCACUUCCAGUCACUUCCUCCUCGUCUUCCUCCGCCCUUUCUCACAUCUCACUCCGCCCCGCU
Messenger RNA from Fonticula alba, 180 nucleotides. RefSeq lists its product as hypothetical. Lineage: Eukaryota; Rotosphaerida; Fonticulaceae. The transcript has a single exon. The record is from RefSeq and is a predicted model, not a curated record. The annotation marks the transcript as partial.